Messenger RNA from Sapajus apella (tufted capuchin), 2274 nucleotides. It is a transcript of the gene BTBD16, whose product is annotated as BTB domain containing 16. The transcript has 14 exons. The record is from RefSeq and is a predicted model, not a curated record. The coding region runs from base 666 to 2198 and encodes 510 amino acids. NCBI's taxonomy places the organism in Eukaryota, Metazoa, Chordata, Mammalia, Primates, Cebidae.
AAACGGCCACAUGUUGUGUGAUUCCACUUACAUACAAUACCCAGAACAGGCAAAAGCAUGAAAUCAGAACUUAGACACUAAUCUUAGAAAGCAGAUUAGUGGUUGUCAGGGGCUGGGGAUGGGGGAACAGUGAGUGACGGUUUCAUAGGUAUGGAAUUUCUUUGGGGGGUAAUGAGAAUGUUCUGGAAUUAGAUAGUGGUAUGGUUGCAUAACAUUGUAAGUGUACUAAAUGCCACAAAAUUGUACACUAUAAAACAGAUCAAAUUUUACGUUUUAUGUAUUUUACCACUGUUAAAAAAAUUCCUUGCCCAAGAUCUCCACAGUUUCACAUCUCUCUGUAUGACAACUUAGGGUAAGUACUCAAAGAACAGUACUUAAAGCAUAAUGCUAUCCCUGCUUGUGGAUUCUUCAGAGAGCUACCUGCAAAAAACAAUCUUUCUCCCUGGCCUCUCGCCUCUGACACCCCUUGUCCUAGAUCUUAAAUUCCAAAUUAUUUUAUAGCUUGAGACCCUUGGUCAGUGGAAUACAGCGUCUUUGGCUUGAGAAGAUAUCUCGUGAGAAAUAUUAGCCAUGUUCAAAAAUUAACCAGCACUGUAAAAUUUGUCUUGAUUUCCUUUCUCCUAUACAAUUUGGAAAAUCUGGCCUACAUGUGAGGUUAGAAAAAGAUGUCUUCUCUUUCUUUGAUUACCAAGCAGCACAGAGCUCAGCUGGAACGCCGGAUCGCUGGCUCAACCAACCGGUGGCGCUUCCCCAAACAGCCUUUUUCUGGGGACCUGCUCUCACUUUCCCAGAAGUGCAAGGCUCUGAGUAUAGACUUUGAGGAAGCUCUGAGGAACCCAGACAGGUUAUGCAUUUCACAAAUUCAGAAGCUUUUCUGUGGGAAUUUGAAGAACAAGGACAUCCAAAGUGGGGAAGCAGAUGUGAUUCUCGAGUGCCUGGGCUUCAAAUGGGAACUCCAUCAGCCCCAGCUUUUCCAGUCUCAGACCUUGGCCAAGCUCUACUUGGAAGCCCUGACACAGGGCAGCACAUCCCCCCUAAAGGAGCUGGAGAAGCUUCUGCAAGCUCAAUCACCUAAGAAGACCAAAGAAAGAUCCCCUGUAAAGAAGAUGAUCAUUUCCUUGAAGAUCAAUGACCCACUGGUCACUAAAGUCCCCUUUGCCACGGCCCUGAAGAGCCUCUACAUGAGCGAGGUGGAGAUUCACUUGGACGACGUGCUGGGGGUCCUGGCUUCCGCCCACAUCCUCCAGUUCGAUGGCCUGUUUCAAAGGUGCAUGGACAUGAUGAUGGCCGGUCUCACGCCAAUCACCAUCAGGAAAUUCUACGAGGCUGGCUGCAAGUACAAGGAAGAGCAGCUCACCACGGCCUGUGAGAAGUGGCUGGAAAUGAACUUGGUUCCUCUACUGGGGACACAGGUCCACCUCCGCAGAAUCCCGCAGGACCUGCUCCACAAAGUGCUGAAGUCUCCCAGGUUGUUUACCUUUAGUGAAUUCCGUCUUCUGAAAACGAUACUUUUUUGGGUCUUCUUGCAACUAAACCACAAGAUUAUGACAAUUCCAACUCAUGAAACCAUGCUGACGUUUUUUAAGAGCUUUCCCAAGAACCGUUGCUUUCUGGACCGGGAUAUAGGACAGAGUUUGAGGCCGCUCUUCCUCAGCUUGCGUCUGCACAACAUCACCAAAGGCAAGGAUCUGGAGGAGCUGCAGGACCUUAACUUCUUCCCAGAGUCGUGGCUGAACCGGGUCACGGCCAACCAUUACCACGCACUGGAGAACGGAGGUGACAUGGCUUACUUGAAAGAUCUUAACACCCAGGCUGUGAGAUUUGGGCUGCUCUUUAACCAGGAAUAUACAACUUAUUCAAAAAUGAUUGCUGUAUAUGGAUUCUUCUUUGAGAUAAAGGGACUGAAACAUGAUGCUGCCUCUUACAGUUUUUACAUGCAGAGAAUAAAGCACACAGACCUGGAAUCCCCUUCCAUGGUCUACAAGCACAAGCCCGUCAGCCUGCGAGCAGUGCGCCUGGUGAAGUAUGAGAUCAGAGCCCGGACCCUGGUUGACGGCAAGUGGCAGGAGUUCAGGACAGACGAGGUCUUGCAGAAGUUUGAGUUGGCCAAGCCAUCCUGCAAAAGCCGUAUCUUGAAAAUCCAAACUGUGGGCAGCCCAAUCUAUGCAACUUUUGCAUUCAUCUUCCCACCAUCUUGACAGUUUCCAGAAGAAUCUAUGGGAUUUCCGCCAACACUGAUCUGCAUGAAAGAAAAUAAAAUGGCGUAAAAAGGUA